CCUUAGUUUUCCUUUGUAACGUAAUUAAUAAGUGCUGAUAUUAUGGGUAAAAAUAAAGGCAAGGGGCCCAAGGGACCUAAAGCCAAUGUUUUUAAAGUAGCUGGAGCGAAGAGUUUGAAGAAAACAAAGGCAAAAGCUGUGAAUCUAGGAUUGAAAAAUAUAAAACAGAAAGUCCAAGAUAUAGACAAGCAAUUUGUAGAAAUAAAUAAAAACCCAAAGCCUACUCAGAAACCCAAAGAGCCUGUCAAACAGCCUCCAAUAAAAUCUGUGAAGAAAGUAACCAAGGAAGAAGUGUCAAAAACUGCAGAAGAAAUAGUGAAAAUGGAUUUAUAAUUUUAUAAAUUAAGUAUAUUUAUUUAAAUUUUA
This is a messenger RNA of Cydia strobilella, 366 nucleotides long. RefSeq lists its product as uncharacterized. The transcript has 2 exons. Lineage: Eukaryota; Metazoa; Arthropoda; Insecta; Lepidoptera; Tortricidae. The record is from RefSeq and is a predicted model, not a curated record. Gene Ontology annotation, biological process: ribosome biogenesis. The coding region runs from base 43 to 333 and encodes 96 amino acids.